Messenger RNA from Lycium barbarum (goji berry), 5180 nucleotides. RefSeq lists its product as uncharacterized. The transcript is spliced from 6 exons. Lineage: Eukaryota; Viridiplantae; Streptophyta; Magnoliopsida; Solanales; Solanaceae. The coding region runs from base 597 to 5180 and encodes 1527 amino acids. The record is from RefSeq and is a predicted model, not a curated record.
GUUACGAUAAAUAUGAAUAUCACUCUCAAUCAGUUUCUAAGCAUUAAAAAAAUAAAAAUUAGAACAACAAAUUAAAGAAUUAUGUCAUAUUCCCUAAAUAUUUCAAAUUAUAUCCAAAACAGGCUAAAUGUGGUAAGAUCUGAAAAUAUGAGUUUUUUUUUUUUUGUUUUUGUUUUUGUUACAGAGUGGGUAAGGGAAAGGAAAUAGGGAAGGGGAUUACAACGUGAGGAUUCGAACUCUCACCAACAAGGUGAAAGUUCAGAUAGCCAACUAACUGAGCUACUAAGAUCCCUAUCUGAAUAAUAAGUUCAUUUUGAUUAUAAUAGCUUGCACCAAGUGACAUAUAGGGUAAAACUUCUUUAUUGAUUAGGGUUUUAAAAUAAAGAUAUCAUUUUUGCCAAAUUUAGCAAAACGUCCAACUAACUAAUUCACCCCGAAAAUCCUCCUAAUAUUCAUGCAAGUUAUAUUUGUCUUCUAUUUUUGGAAACUUUCCUCAACUCCAUGAAACUAUAAAUAACCUUAAUAUAUAAUCUUCUUUUCCAUCAUACAAUUAACUACUACUAUCAAAUACAUUGUCUAGCUCUACGUGCAUACAAAUGACUAAUUUUACUAGGAUCAUAAGCUCUUUCUUUGCCUUAUUGUUGUUCCUAGUUCUUGCUUGUGCAGCUAGGCCAGUUCCAGGAAGAAGUGGUAGAGGAUUUCUUAGAACAAAUGGUGCUCAUUUUGUAGUAAAGGGAUCACCUUUCCUCUUCAAUGGUUUCAACUCUUAUUGGCUAAUGCGCGUAGCAGCUGAUCCAAGUGAAAGAUACAAAGUCUCUGAGGUAUUUCAAGAAGCCUCUGCUGCUAGCCUUUCUGUCUGUCGAACUUGGGCAUUCAGUGAUGGAGGAGACACUGCAUUACAACUAUCACCUGGUGUAUAUGAUGAACGUGUUUUUCAGGGAUUGGACUUUGUGAUCUCGGAAUCAAGAAAGUAUGGGAUUCGCUUGAUAUUGAGCUUUGUCAACAACUACAAAGAUUUUGGGGGAAGACCUCAAUAUGCUCAAUGGGCAAGAAAUGCAGGAGUCCAGAUUAAAAGUGAAGAUGACUUCUACACUCAUCCAGUUCUCAAAGAUUAUUACAAGAAUCAUGUUAGGAAAGUUGUAACAAGGUUCAAUACCAUCACUGGAAUGGCUUAUAAGGAUGAUCCAACCAUCAUGGCAUGGGAACUCAUAAAUGAGCCUCGUUGUCAGGCUGAUUAUUCUGGAAAAACAGUAAAAGGUUGGGUUCAAGAAAUGGCAAGUUUUGUGAAAUCAAUAGAUAAGAAGCACUUGUCGGAAAUAGGAAUGGAGGGAUUUUAUGGCGAUUCGAUGCCUGAAAGAAAACAAUUUAAUCCUGGUUAUCAAGUUGGAACAGACUUCAUUAGUAGCCAUCUCAUCGAAGAGAUUGAUUUUGCCACUAUCCAUGCUUAUACAGACCAAUGGUUAUCAGGACAAAAUGAUGAUGCUCAAAUGGCAUUCAUGCAAAGGUGGAUAACAAGUCAUUGGGAAGAUUCAAGUAGAGUAUUGAAGAAGCCGUUGGUGCUAGCUGAAUUUGGAAAGUCUAGCAAAGAUCCAGGAUACAAUCUAAAUGCAAGAGACACAUUCAUGAGCAGUGUAUACAGAAAUGUUUAUAGUUAUGCAAAAUAUGGGGGAACAAUGGGAGGUAGCUUAUUGUGGCAACUUGCAGCACAAGGGAUGGAGAAUUAUGAUGAUGGUUACUCAAUUAUCUUAGCACAAAAUCCAUCUACUGCUGGAAUUAUCUCUGGCCAAUCACAUGCCAUGACCACGUUAGCUCAUUUGCUUAAUGAUGACCAUCAAGUUGUGGAGAAUAAUGACCAGCAAAUUACCAUCAACUUUAAAGAGAAUCCAGGUGACACUGGAACAUACAUUACUUCUGUUUAUGCUAAGUGCACUGCUUUGGAAAGGAUUGAUCUUUGGGAGAGCAUCACUAACAUGACUAACAAUAUAAAUGGUCCAUGGUGUAUGGGAGGUGACUUCAAUGUUAUCAUGGAUCAAGAUGAGAAGUUGGGAGGAAAUCCACACAGAACUUACAAGAGUAUUGAGUUCAUAAACUGCAUGGAAUCUUGUUGUCUUAGUGAUGUGGGAUUUACAGGUCCAAGGUAUACCUGGUGCAAUAAUUGGAGGCCAAGCAAACGAGUGUGGAAAAGGUUGGAUAGAUUUCUAAUCAAUGAUGAAUGGGCUAUCAAGUUCCAAAACAAUAUGGUGGAACAUCUUCCCAGGACAAGUUCUUAUCACAGACCUUUGGUUUUUAAAUGCAACAGUGACCAACACAACAAUAUCAAGUACUUUAAGUUCCUGAACUGUUGGGUCGGUCAAGAUGAUUUCAUGGAAGUUGUCAAGGAAUCCUGGAAUAUUACAGUUAAGGGCAAUGCUGUGUGGAGACUACAAUGUAAACUCAAGAAUCUGAGCAGACAACUCAGCUGCUGGUCAAGAAAUAGUAUCGGAGACAUUCAUGAAAAUGUUAGCACUUGGGAGGCUAAAAUAGAACUUCUGGAAAACUGUGACAUCUUGCAAAAUACUGAUCAUAGUAGGGAGAAGCUAAAUAAAGGAUAUGCUGAGUACAUAAGGUGGUUGAACCUGCAGGAUAAUCUCUUAAAACAGAAAACUCGACUCACAUGGUUCAAAGAUGGUGAUAAAAACACCAAGUAUUUCCACAGUGUGCUAAGGAACAAAAGAAGAAGGCUUCAGAUCCAGAGGAUCAAAAAUCACAAGGGCAGAUGGAUACAAGGGGAAGAAAAGAUUGUUAAAGCUGCUAUCAGACAUUUUAAGAAGCAAUUCAACCUUAAUCAUCAACAGAGAACCAAUAGUGUGUUGGAUUGUAUCCCUCACAUCAUCACUGAGGAACACAAUGCUAGACUAACUAGGAUACCUUGCAAAGAGGAAAUUAAAAAUGCGGUUUUUGGCAUGAGCAGUGAGAGUUCAGCAGGUCCUGAUGGUUUCAAUGGCAAGUUCUUUCAGGUAUGUUGGGACAUUAUAGAGGAUGAUAUUUAUGCUUUUGUCAAUGAAUUUUUCUUGGGAAAGAACCUCACCAAAUUUUAUACUCAUACUUGUUUGGCUCUGAUCCCUAAGAUAGACUCGCCUAAUAGCUUUUCUGAUCUCAAGCCUAUAAGUUUGAGCAACUUCUCCAACAAAAUCAUUUCCAAAAUUUUAGCCAAUAGAUUAAAUCCCUUACUUCCUGCUCUUAUUUCUGAGAAUCAAAGUGGUUUCAUUUCUGCUAGACUUAUCACAGAUAAUGUGAUGUUGACACAAGAAAUUGUCCACAAUAUUUCAAAGAAUAACAAAGGGGGGAAUGUUAUUAAGCUUGAUAUGGCUAAAGCCUAUGAUAGGCUGUCUUGGACUUUUUUGAAAGAUGUUUUAAAAAACAUUGGCUUCAAUAAUAUAUGGAUUGAUCUUAUCUGGAGGAGUAUUUCUAAUGUGUGGUAUUCCAUUAUAGUAAAUGGUUCUAGGCAUGGUUUCUUUACUUCUUCUCAUGGUUUAAAACAGGGAGACCCUAUUUCCCAUUCACUGUUUGUGCUAGCUGCUGAAGUUUUGUCAAGAUCACUCAAUAAUCUACUUUUGAAUCCUAAUUUCAUCCCCUUCACCAUGAACAUAAAUGGACCCCAAAUUACUCACCUUGCUUAUGCUGAUGACAUUGUCAUAUUCAGUAGUGGGAACAGCAAAUCUGUCAAACUGGUCAUGAAGCAAAUUGUUAAGUAUGAGAGGGUCUCUGGACAAUUGGUUAAUCUUGAUAAAAGUUGUUUUCUAACUUGUCCAAAAACUUGUGCUUAUAGAAUCAACAGAUUAAGAAAGUGUACUAGUUUCAUGGACAAAGAAUUCCCUUUUACUUACCUUGGGUGCCCCAUAUACAUUGGAAAGAAGAAAAUUAGUUACUUUGAUAGUAUGGUGACUAAAGUUUUUAAAAGGCUAAAUGGUUGGCAAGGAAACAUGCUAUCUUGUGGGGGUAGACAGAUUCUAAUCAAAAGUGUGAUCCAAGCUCUUCCUACUUAUAUUCUUAGUGCCAUUAAUCCUCCAAAAAGAACUUUGGAACUUAUUGAAAAACAUAUGUGUAACUUUUUUUGGGGGACUGAUAAUGGUAAAAACAAGUACCACUGGUGUGAUUGGGAUAAGCUUUGUUUCCCCAAAGAUGAAUCUGGUAUUGGCAUCAGGAAUAUGAUGGAUAUCUCAAAUACUCUUGCUGUUAAGAGAUGGUGGAGAUUUAGAUCAAUGAAUUCACUGUGGGCUGAUUUUCUAAAGGCAAAAUAUUGCAUUAGAAAACAUCAUGUUGCUAAGAAAUGGGUUCCUGGUGACUCUCAAGCAUGGAAACAUUUGCUAUGGGCAAGAGACAAAAGUGAAAAGUGCAUUAACAGGAAAAUCAACUCUAGAGAUUGUAAUUUUUGGUGGGAUGACUGGACAGGAAUGGGCCCUUUAGCUCAAAUAUGCCCUGACUUCAUGAUUGGUAAUGGACAAAGGAUCAAGGUGAGAGAUUUUAUGAACAAUAAUAGGUGGAAUAUUCAGAAGCUCUACAACACCAUGCCAGGUCACAUUGUUUUUUUCAUUAGUUCUGUUGGUAUUGGGGAUGUGAAUGACAUGGAUUAUGCAGUGUGGAAGGCUACUGAUAAUGGUCGAUAUUCAAAUAAAUCUGCUUGGACCAUUAUUAGAAGUCUUAGACAAAAAGCACCUUUGAUUACUAAAAUCUGGCAUAAUGCAGUGCCCUUCAAGAUCUCUUUCCUUAGUUGGAGAUUGUUACACAACAAAUUACCUUUCAAAGAUGUUGUAGCUAAAUUCGGUAAACAAGGCUUCAAAGACUGUAUAUGUUGCAUCUCACCACAAGAUGAAACACCUCAACAUGCUUUUAUUGAAGGAAAGGUUGCUCAUCAUCUGUGGAACAAAAUUGGUGCCCCUUUGGGCUUUAAACAUCACAAUAUUCCUUUCAGAGGUUUACCUGAAGAAUGGUGGAAUAGAAAAGCCAAAAACAAGGUCCACAAAUUUACUAUGCAGAUUGCUCUGAUGAUGAUAUUGUGGGAGAUAUGGAAAGCUUGGAGUUCUUGCAGAUUUGGGGAACAAAAGAAGUUUGAUUUAUACAAGAUGGAAAUGCAAAUCACCUGGAACAUGAAAGCUGCAAUAACUGUUGCAUAUCCCAACAUCAAUGUAGAAGGCAACUAG